Molecule: messenger RNA, 668 nt
Organism: Macadamia integrifolia
Lineage: Eukaryota; Viridiplantae; Streptophyta; Magnoliopsida; Proteales; Proteaceae
Exons: 1
Coding region: 21-599 (192 amino acids)
Molecular function (GO): acyltransferase activity, transferring groups other than amino-acyl groups
Source: RefSeq, a predicted model, not a curated record
AAUCCUGUGAUGAGAGGAUCAUGGAGGGAGCUUCACCUUCUGCAAACCAAAUGAAGAAGAGAUGGGAGGAGCAAAUCUCUGAGUCUAAUAUCUCUCUUCGACCUCUACAACUCUCAGACUUAGAUGCUUUCAUGGCGUGGGCAUCAGAUGAUCAGGUGUCUCGCUUCUGCACUUGGAACACCUACACUUCUAAGGAAGCUGCAUUGAAUUAUAUAAAAGACACUGUUCUUCCCCACCCUUGGUACAGAGCUAUAUGCUUCAAGAACCAAGUGGUCGGCGGGAUCUCAGUGAACAAACCAAAAUCCGGCGACGACUCUUGCCGGCGGGAGCUGGCUUAUGGGUUGGCGGCCAAGUACUGGGGCCGUGGGAUUGCUACUCAGGCGGUGAAGUUGGUGGUGUCUUCUAUAUUUAAGGAGUGUCCUUAUCUGAUCAGGCUUGAAGCCAUGGUGGAUGUUGAUAAUAUAGGGUCACAGAGGGUCCUUGAAAAGGCAGGGUUCCAUAAGGAAGGUGUUCUUAGGAAAUAUAUUAUUGUUAAAGGCAGAAUUGUGGAUGUGGUGAUGUAUAGUUUUCUCUCCACUGAACUAAAGCUUGUGGAUUAAAAUGGUUAAUAGUUCUCAACCCAUGAAAAAUAAAAUUAAAAGAUUAUAUAUAUAGUUUGUAAUUAAUUU